Molecule: messenger RNA, 1047 nt
Organism: Dipodomys spectabilis (banner-tailed kangaroo rat)
Lineage: Eukaryota; Metazoa; Chordata; Mammalia; Rodentia; Heteromyidae
Product: dehydrogenase/reductase SDR family member on chromosome X-like
Exons: 7
Coding region: 1-1047 (348 amino acids)
Source: RefSeq, a predicted model, not a curated record
AUGUGGCUGCGGCUGUGGGCGGCGCUGCGCGUCUACGCGCUGGGGCUCGCGGAGCUGGCGGCGCAGCUGCUGCGGCCGCGCGGGGGCCGCCGGGAACCAGCGCUCCCCCCGCAGCCGGGCCGAGUCGCCAUCGUCACGGGCGGCACCGACGGGCUGGGCCUCGCCGCGGCGCGGGAGCUGGCGCGCCUGCGCAUGCGCGUGCUGCUGGCGGGGAAUAACACAUCCCGGGCGGAAGCCGCCGUCCGUGACGUCAGAGAGUACAGCGGGAACGACCAAGUGGAGUUCAUGUACCUGGACCUGGGCUCCCAGCACUCGGUGCGAGAGUUCGUGCGUGAGUUCAAGGCGAAGCAGAUCCCCCUGCACGUGCUGGUGAACAACGCCGGGGUGAUGAUGGUGCCACGCAGGCUCACGCCCGACGGGCUGGAAGAGCACUUUGCGGUCAACUACCUGGGCCACUUCCUGCUGACCAUGCUGCUGCUGGACCUGCUACGCGCCUCGGGGACCCCGGGCCGGACGGCCCGCGUGGUGAACGUGACCUCCGCCACCCACCACCUAGGUUACAUCUGCAUGGAGGACCUGCAGGGAAGCCGGGCCUACUCCCCGCACGCGGCCUACGCGCAGAGCAAGCUGGCGCUGCUGCUCUUCACCUUCCGGCUGCAGCGGGUGCUGUCGGCCGGGGAGGACGAGGAGGACGAGGAGGAGGAGGAGGAGGAGGAGGGGGCCGGCCGCCAUGACGCCCCCCUGGUCACGGUCAACGCCGUGGACCCCGGCGUGGUGGACACCGGCCUCUACCGACACCUGUGGUGGGGGCCCCGGCUGGUGCAGAGGCUGCUGGGACGCUGGGCCUUCAAGGCGCCGUGGGAGGCGGCGCGGCUGCUGGCGCUGGCGGCGGCGGACCCGGCGCUGGAGGCGCGCGGCGGGCGGCUGCUGCGCAUGCGCGGCGCGGGCGGCGGUGGCGCGGAGGAGGCGCGUGCGCACGCGCGGGCGCGGGACGUGGCGCUGCAGCGCGCGCUCUGGGCGCGCAGCCGCCGCCUGGCGCGCGCGUGA